Messenger RNA from Physeter macrocephalus (sperm whale), 3318 nucleotides. RefSeq names its product glutamate ionotropic receptor NMDA type subunit 2A (gene GRIN2A). Gene Ontology annotation, cellular component: NMDA selective glutamate receptor complex; plasma membrane. The record is from RefSeq and is a predicted model, not a curated record. The coding region runs from base 1 to 3318 and encodes 1105 amino acids. The transcript is spliced from 12 exons. Gene Ontology annotation, molecular function: NMDA glutamate receptor activity. NCBI's taxonomy places the organism in Eukaryota, Metazoa, Chordata, Mammalia, Artiodactyla, Physeteridae. Gene Ontology annotation, biological process: monoatomic ion transport; long-term synaptic potentiation; excitatory postsynaptic potential.
AUGCUGAAGAUCAUGCAGGAUUAUGACUGGCAUGUUUUCUCCCUGGUGACCACCAUCUUCCCUGGCUACAGGGACUUCAUCAGCUUCAUCAAGACCACGGUGGACAACAGCUUUGUGGGCUGGGACAUGCAGAACGUGAUCACACUGGACACAUCCUUCGAGGAUGCAAAGACACAAGUCCAGUUGAAGAAGAUCCACACCUCCGUCAUCUUGCUCUACUGUUCCAAAGACGAGGCCGUCCUCAUCCUGAGUGAGGCCCGCUCCCUCGGCCUCACUGGGUACGAUUUCUUCUGGAUCGUCCCCAGCUUGGUCUCGGGGAAUACGGAGCUCAUCCCCAAAGAGUUUCCAUCGGGACUCAUUUCUGUCUCCUACGAUGACUGGGACUACAGCCUGGAGGCAAGGGUGAGGGAUGGCCUGGGCAUCCUGACCACUGCUGCAUCUUCCAUGUUGGACAAGUUCUCCUACAUCCCCGAGGCCAAGACCAGCUGCUACGGGCAGAUGGAGAAGCCAGAGGCCCCACUGCACACGCUGCACCAAUUUAUGGUCAAUGUGACAUGGGAUGGCAAAGACUUGUCCUUCACUGAGGAAGGCUAUCAGGUGCACCCCAGGCUGGUGGUCAUCGUGCUGAACAAGGACCGCGAAUGGGAAAAGGUGGGCAAGUGGGAGAACCAGACCCUGAGCCUGAGGCACGCUGUGUGGCCCAGGUACAAGUCGUUUUCGGACUGUGAGCCAGACGACAACCAUCUGAGCAUCGUCACGCUGGAGGAGGCCCCCUUUGUCAUCGUGGAAGACAUAGACCCGCUGACUGAGACGUGUGUGAGGAACACUGUGCCAUGUCGGAAGUUCAUCAAAAUCAACAAUUCAACCAAUGAGGGCAUGAAUGUUAAAAAAUGCUGCAAGGGGUUCUGCAUCGAUAUCCUAAAGAAGCUUUCGAGAACAGUGAAGUUUACCUAUGACCUUUACCUGGUGACUAAUGGGAAGCAUGGCAAGAAAGUUAACAACGUGUGGAAUGGAAUGAUCGGUGAGGUGGUCUAUCAACGGGCAGUCAUGGCAGUUGGCUCACUCACCAUCAACGAGGAACGUUCUGAAGUGGUGGACUUCUCUGUGCCCUUUGUGGAGACGGGAAUCAGUGUCAUGGUUUCAAGAAGCAAUGGCACUGUAUCACCUUCUGCUUUUCUAGAACCAUUCAGCGCCUCCGUCUGGGUGAUGAUGUUUGUGAUGCUGCUCAUUGUAUCCGCCAUAGCUGUUUUCGUAUUUGAAUACUUCAGUCCUGUUGGAUACAACAGAAACUUAGCCAAAGGGAAAGCACCCCAUGGGCCUUCUUUUACGAUUGGAAAAGCUAUAUGGCUCCUUUGGGGCCUGGUGUUUAACAACUCCGUGCCUGUCCAGAAUCCUAAAGGGACCACCAGCAAGAUCAUGGUGUCCGUGUGGGCCUUCUUUGCCGUCAUAUUCCUGGCCAGCUACACGGCCAAUCUGGCUGCUUUCAUGAUCCAGGAGGAGUUUGUGGACCAAGUAACUGGCCUCAGUGACAAAAAGUUUCAGAGACCUCACGACUAUUCCCCUUCCUUUCGAUUUGGCACGGUGCCCAACGGCAGUACGGAGAGAAACAUUCGGAACAACUACCCCUACAUGCAUCAGUACAUGACCAAAUUUAAUCAGAAGGGAGUAGAGGACGCCUUGGUCAGCUUGAAAACAGGGAAACUGGACGCUUUCAUCUAUGAUGCUGCGGUCUUGAAUUACAAGGCUGGGAGGGAUGAAGGCUGCAAGCUGGUGACCAUCGGGAGUGGGUACAUCUUUGCCACCACUGGUUAUGGAAUUGCCCUCCAGAAAGGCUCCCCUUGGAAGCGGCAGAUUGAUCUGGCCCUGCUCCAGUUUGUGGGUGAUGGGGAGAUGGAAGAGCUGGAGACCCUGUGGCUCACGGGGAUCUGCCACAACGAGAAGAACGAGGUGAUGAGCAGCCAGCUGGACGUCGACAACAUGGCGGGUGUGUUCUACAUGCUGGCGGCCGCCAUGGCCCUCAGCCUCAUCACCUUCAUUUGGGAACACCUCUUCUACUGGAAGCUGCGCUUCUGCUUCACGGGCAUGUGCUCCGACCGGCCGGGCCUGCUCUUCUCCAUCAGCAGGGGCAUUUACAGCUGCAUUCACGGGGUGCACAUUGAAGAAAAGAAGAAGUCUCCAGACUUCAAUCUGACCGGAUCCCAGAGCAACAUGUUAAAACUCCUUCGGUCAGCCAAAAACAUUUCCAACUUGUCCAACGUGAACUCCUCAAGAAUGGAUUCCCCCAAAAGAGCUGCUGACUUCAUUCAAAGAGGAUCCCUCAUCAUGGACAUGGUUUCAGAUAAGGGAAACUUGAUAUAUUCAGACAACAGGUCCUUUCAGGGGAAAGACAGCAUUUUUGGGGACAACAUGAAUGAACUGCAAACCUUCGUGGCCAACAGGCACAAGGAUAGCCUCAACAACUACGUGUUCCAGGGCCAGCACCCUCUGACUCUCAAUGAGUCUAACCCUAACACGGUGGAGGUGGCCGUGAGCACGGAACCCAAAGGGAACUCCAGGCCCCGGCAGCUUUGGAAGAAAUCCAUGGAAUCUCUACGCCAAGAUUCGCUGACCCAGAACCCAGUCUCCCAGAGGGAUGAGGGAACCGUGGAGAACAGGAGCUACUCCCUAAAGAGUCCUAGGUACCUUCCAGAAGAGGUGGCCCACUCGGACAUCUCAGAAACUUCGAGCCGGGCCACGUGCCACCGGGAGCCUGACAACAGUAAGAACCACAAGGCCAAGGACAACUUCAGAAGGUCAGUGGCCUCCAAAUACCCCAAGGACUGCAGCGAGGUCGAGCGCUCCUACCUGAAAACCAAAGCGAGCUCCCCCAGGGACAAGAUCUACACCAUUGAUGGGGAGAAGGAACCCAGUUUCCACCUCGAUCCUCCCCAGUUUGUCGAAAACAUGGCCCUUCCCGAGAACGUGGACUUCUCCAAUGUCUACCAGGACCAUGGUGACAGUUUCCGCAAGGGGGACUCCACACUGCCCAUGAACAGGAGCCCCCUGCACAAUGAAGAUGGGCUCCCCAACAACGACCAGUAUAAACUCUACUCCAAGCACUUCACCUUGAAAGACAAGAGUUCCCCUCACAGCGAGGGCAGCGACCGGUACCGGCAGAACUCCACGCACUGCAGGAGCUGCCUGUCCAACCUGCCCACCUAUUCAGGCCACUUCACCAUGAGGUCCCCCUUCAAAUGCGACUCCUGCCUGCGGAUGGGGAACCUCUAUGACAUUGACGAAGACCAGAUGCUUCAGGAGACGGGGAUGACCAACGCUUAG